GGGCAACAGCUGAAGGAUAAGACAGAUGAUCUCGCAAUUUACCAACUGGAUCUCAGCAGUUUCCAAAGUGUAAGAGAAUGCGCUAAGAGUUUACUAACAAAGGAACCAGUGAUUCAUAUUCUCAUAAACAAUGCCGGCAUUUUUAUGUAUCCAUUCGAGAAAACCGAGGACGGAAACGAGAUGCACCUGCAGUCGAAUCAUCUCGGACAUUUUCUUUUAACGCUGCUACUACUACCGAAAUUGCGAUUAUCUGGUUUUGGCUGCAGGAUAAUUAACGUAUCGUCUAUAGCGCAUUGGUUUGGCAAUAUAAAUUUUGAUGAUAUUAAUUUGGAAAAGUUUUAUGGACCAUGGAAAGCUUAUGCACAGAGUAAACUGGCAAAUAUUCUAUUUACUAAAGAACUCGCGCAUCAAUUAGCAAAGGCAGAGAUAGAAGGAAUAAAUGUUUACGCCUUACAUCCUGGUCUUAUACCUACGGAAAUAUCACGUUAUAGCGGCGACACCUUUUUUUAUGGUGCGGACAAACUUUUCAAUUGUUUUACAUGGAUGUUUUUUAAGAAUGUGAUGCAAGGAGCACAAACAACGAUAUAUUGUGCGGUAGAUGAAAAAGCGGGCGAAGAGACUGGGCUCUAUUAUUCUGAUUGCAGUCCUGCCAUGACAUAUAGCAGAGCAAUGAAUGCCGAUUAUAGCAAAAAGUUAUGGGAUAUAUCUUGUCGACUGUUGCAUUUGGAGCCCGAGGAAAAUCUUGUUGCAUUAUUGAAUACUAUUUCACGUCAAAUUGCUGAUUAAUCCGAGUCCAUAGCGCUUUUUUACCGAAGACAAUGCUGUCGGUCUGAUGGGAUUGGGAAGGUGUCAUUCACUUUGAGUUACUUCCAAAAAAU
Molecule: messenger RNA, 878 nt
Organism: Linepithema humile (Argentine ant)
Lineage: Eukaryota; Metazoa; Arthropoda; Insecta; Hymenoptera; Formicidae
Source: RefSeq, a predicted model, not a curated record